AUGGAUUCUCCUAUUCCAUUUUCUAACUCUCACGGCUUCGUCAAUCUUCUAACUAGCCAACAACAAGAAAACCCAAACCCAUUUACUUACCCGCACGUAAUAGACCUUGGAUCAUCAGAAACCUUCCCUCGGUUUAGUAGUCAAAGGUCUGAUGAUCCAACCACACCUGGUGAAUCGAGUAAGCAGCUGAGGCGACAGUGGACACCUAAGGAGGACGUGGUGUUAAUCAGUUCGUGGUUAAAUACUUCCAAGGACCCGGUGGUGAGUAAUGAGCAGAAGUUUGGCGCAUUUUGGAAGAGGAUCGAAACCUAUUUCAACGGCACCCUCAAGCUUAGUGGAGAGAAUGCUAGAUCGGCGAGUCAGUGCAAGCAAAGAUGGGGUCGUCUGAACGAUCAAGUCUGCAAGUAUGUGGGCUGUUUUGAGGCUGCAAAGACACAGCAAACUAGCGGCCAAAAUGAGAACGACCUCAUGAAGGCAGCUGGAGAGAUUUUCUACAACGACUAUGGCGUUAAAUUCACUCUUGACCACGCAUGGAGAGAGCUCAGACACGACCAGAAGUGGUGUGCGACGACAGCUAACAAAGAAGGAGACAAGGGCAAACGCAGAAAGCUGGAGGCCUCUACAUGUCAGUCAUCCAGCUUUAAUGAUGAUGGCGUCAACGACGAUGUUUCCCAGCCACGUCCGAUUGGUGUUAAGGCUGCGAAGAAAGCUGCUGCGUCCAAGAAUAAAGGAGUCCACAAUACGACAGAGCAGGCGGCUGAGUGUGUGCAGAGUGUGUGGAAAAUAAAACAAAAAGAUUUGGAGAUGAGAGACAAGCUAACCAACAAGAAACUGCUCGACAAGUUACUAGCUAGAAGCGAAUCACUCUCUGACAGAGAAGUGGCCCUGAAAAACCAACUGAUUAAUGAAUUGUUACAAUAA
Eutrema salsugineum is the source of this 921-nucleotide messenger RNA. Its product is annotated as glutathione S-transferase T3-like. The record is from RefSeq and is a predicted model, not a curated record. The coding region runs from base 1 to 921 and encodes 306 amino acids. Lineage: Eukaryota; Viridiplantae; Streptophyta; Magnoliopsida; Brassicales; Brassicaceae. The transcript has a single exon.